AGGUGGAUGGAAAUAUAAAGUAAACCUUGUGAAUGAUAUAAAAUGGAUAAGUAUUAAGAUAAUAUUAAGUUUGUGUAUUUACCGUUACUACAUAUAGUUGGUGGUGUUAGUUGGACGUUAUUUGAGCCGUUAGUUUGAAACAGCUGCUAGGUUUGUUUCAUUCAUUUUUGAGCGGCACGUUUGGACACGAAGCUAACAAAGGAAUAGCAAGAAGCUGAACUCCUUUAUUCAGUAUUGCAGGCGUUUUUAACACCCAGAGUACAAAACCAGCGUGUUUUUACUACAACGGUUUAUACUGUAUAUAUUUUGGAAAGAGUACUCUUAAGUUUUUUUUUUUUUAAGGAUUGCGUUAUUAGCAAGGUUGCUAGUUAAGCUAAGGUUGCUAACUAGCUAAGGUUUGGAAACUCGCGACUAGCUGUUGAUAUAGAGUAAAGGAGCAGACAUGGCGGACAUGUACAUUCGGGUGGCUGAGGAGGAGAACGAAGAGCCGAUGGAGAUUCCCUCCGAGGAUGAUGGUACCGUGUUGCUUUCUACAGUAGCCGCUCAGUUCCCGGGCGCUUGCGGCCUACGCUACCGGAGCCCGAUCUCUCAGUGCAUGCGCGGUGUGCGCCUGGUGGACGGUGUGUUGCACGCGCCUGAGAAUGGCUGGGGCAACCUGGUCUUUGUGGUCAAUUACCCCAAAGAAUCUGUCCUUCCGGACAAUAAACGUAAGAUGGAUGAGAUAGAUGCCUCAUCAGCAAAGAUGAAGAGAGGGGAUCAGAAGACAUCUGAUCUGAUUGUGUUGGGCCUGCCAUGGAAAACUACAGAACAGGAUCUUAAAGAGUACUUUGCAACCUUUGGAGAAGUCAUCAUGGUUCAGGUGAAGCGUGAUGCAAAGACCGGAAACUCAAAGGGCUUUGGCUUCGUCAGAUUUGCUGAUUGGGAAACGCAGACUAAAGUGAUAUCCCAACGUCACAUGAUUGAUGGGAGGUGGUGUGACUGCAAACUACCCAACUCAAAGCAGGGUCCUGAUGAGCCCAUGAGAAGCAGAAAGGUGUUUGUUGGUCGCUGCACUGAGGACAUUACUGCCGAUGACCUGCGCCAGUUCUUCAUGCAGUACGGAGAGGUCACAGACGUCUUCAUCCCCAAGCCUUUCCGUGCUUUUGCUUUUGUUACCUUUGCUGAUGACCAGAUUGCCAGUUCUCUUUGUGGGGAGGACCUAAUCAUUAAGGGAGUGAGUGUGCACAUCUCCAAUGCUGAGCCUAAGCACAGUGCCAGAAGCCAGAUGAUGGACCGGGCCCGCUUCGGGAAUGGUUUCGGUGCUCAGGCAUUCGGAAGCAGCAGCAGCAGCACCACCACUCGCAGCACCUCCAGCAGCCUGGGCAACUUCGGCAACUUCAACCUGAACCCGGCCAUGAUGGCUGCUGCACAGGCUGCCCUGCAGAGCAGCUGGGGCAUGAUGGGAAUGUUGGCGCAGCAGGGUCAGUCAGCUUCGUCUGGAUCGAGCACGAGCGCAACAACCCCGGGUCGCGACCAGGCACAGUACAGCUCUGCAAACAGCAAUUACAGUGCCAACUCAGCCGCACUGGGUUGGGGUGCUAACUCGGCUAGUGGUGGGAGUGGCUUUAACUCAGGCUUUGGCUCUGGUAUGGAGUCCAAGUCUUCAGGGUGGGGUAUGUAAGUUGUGGGGUUGUUGUGUUUGAACUGUUGGUGUUCUGUGUGUGUUUGGUAAGUAUUUUCUGAAGGACUUUAGCUUUUGUGCAUUUUGGAAUUGGGAGUAGGAGAAAAUAAGAAGUGUGGGGAAAAGCUAAUUUUUUCUAUCUUUGAGCAAGAGAUUGACUGUAGUGUUUGAACAGGGUGGAUUAUUACACAAACAUCAGCUUUUGUUUUUUUUUUACUCAUUGUAUUGGUUGAUUGGGAGUGGGGAGAAAAGCUAUUUUAACUGGAUUCUUGAAAAUGCAUGCAUUAUAAUUUGUGGUCACUAAAAAGCAUGUUUUACAGACCAUCAAAUUUGUACUUCUACAAAGCACACUUUUACAAUCUUGCAUUGGUAAGAAUCUUGUUGAAACUACAACUUUUUGAGUACAUAUUUUAUUUGCUGUGAGAUGCAUUUAAAAACCUGCAUUGACAUCUCUUCUGCAGUUGCCAUCUGUAGGUUUUGCCUGGAAAGAAGGCCCUCUGUGGCAGCACUGUGUGGCUGAGAUCAUAUUCACCUUGUUCCUCAUGUCUAAAAGCUCUCAUCGCUCAGCUCAUUGACAUGGUGGGUGUCUCUUUUUUUUAAAAAAGAAAGAAAACAACUUUUUUCUGAUUGACAAGAACUGCUAAGAAAAACUGAACAUUUUUAACAACAAUGGAGUGCGAUUGGUGGUGGUGGAGUGAGAAAGCUGCGAGUGAGCGAACUGAGAAAGAAAGGUGUGGAAGCAAACAUGAAAAAGACUGAUGCGAGUUCGAUAAGAGCUCAGAUGUGACUGCAGUGGAUGGCUUUUGUGUGUGCGAAUGAAAGUUGUUGACACUUCCCAGCUUCACCUAUACACAAGCUGAAAAAUGGACAUUUAGCAUACCUGUACCUAAACAUCUGUUUGUUUGGUUUUUUUCUCCCCCUAAGGCUGCCCAUUUUGCUUUUCUCUUAUAGUAUACUGAUGUGUUUUGAGUAGCUAUUAGAAUGUUUUGAUGAAUACCUGUCUUGCUUCUAUAAACUGAUCUGAAUGCCGUAUGGUGUGUGUGCUUUUCCUUGUAACUUGACCCGUGAGUGUGAACUUAAUGUGGAUGACAUCUUCAGUGGACCCUGAGGGGGGAGAACAAGUGAUGUGUAAGUGUGACCUGUAUGUUGAGUGCUGUGAAUGUUUGUGGAAUGAAUCCUUCUGAAUAAUGUUUAUUGAAUGUUUUCAGACAUUUUAUAUGGCUUGUAAAAAGAAGGGAGUGCUCCAAUAAAACAGUUUGAAUAGC
Messenger RNA from Trichomycterus rosablanca, 2925 nucleotides. RefSeq names its product TAR DNA binding protein b (gene tardbpb). Gene Ontology annotation, biological process: regulation of gene expression. The record is from RefSeq and is a predicted model, not a curated record. NCBI's taxonomy places the organism in Eukaryota, Metazoa, Chordata, Actinopteri, Siluriformes, Trichomycteridae. Gene Ontology annotation, molecular function: RNA binding. Bases 443 to 1660 code for a protein of 405 amino acids. The transcript is spliced from 5 exons. Gene Ontology annotation, cellular component: chromatin; nucleoplasm.